AUGUGCCCCAGCAGCCUGAGUUACUGUAUCCUGAAAACCCUGUCAAUGACCCAUUUGUGCCUGUGGGUCACAUGGCUCCUCUUCAACUGGCAGCCUUUGUGGCUACCAGUCCAGGCGACUCAGCCCCUGGAGAGGGCCCAGGACCUGGUCCAGCUGACCUCCAGCCUCCCUUGGCUCUCUGAGCCCUGGUCUUCUCACUCCUCGAAUGCCCCACCUGAAUCACCUGACGCGCUCACACUCCCGGCAGACCCCGGCAGCUUUGAUGACCUGCGGUCUUCUGCUCCCUCUCAGAUGCUGGCCUCACCUCAAGAGUCCACUGUGAGUUUUGUUCCUUUUCUGGACAUGGAUUCAGCUCAAGGGCUGCCCCCAGAGUCAGAACAGCUUGCUGCUCCGUACCAGUAUUUCAAUAGGUUUCCUCGACAACAAAGGCUACCAGAGGCCAUUCCCGUGCUAGACAGGGAUCAGGAUCAGCCCCUAGUUCUGCCUCCUCGACUGGAAGGAAAGGUUCACCAGUCAUUUGAAGCACUCGUUCUGCCUCUAGACAGUCAGAGUUCACAAGGAAACAAGUUGAUUGUUUCACCCCUGAUCCCCAAGAAAGAUCUAGCUCGGCUUAGACGACUUCCUAAGGUUGGUGUAGGAACUCCAGACAAAGUGGCCAAGCUUCAGGGUCAAAAUCAAGUUUUGCCGGCUGACAAUGUGGUCUAUCCUGGUGGUUUUCCUACGGAAUCCCAGGAGAACCCAGGGGAACCUGCACAGCCUUCUGAGCAGGCUGAACCAUCUCAAUUCCUGCUGGAGGGCCAGACUCCAAAUCCAGAGACUCAGGAGCCCAUCCAAUCCUCCUCCCCACAGCAAGAAGAACAAGCUCUGCCUCCACAGCCCAUUGAAACUGAUGAGCCUGCUUCAACCCCGCAAGAGGUCCCAGUUCCAGAACUACAGCAGCCCGAGGAAGAAGCAUCUCCAUGGCAGCAGGAGGCCCCAGCUCAGAAUCCAUUUGCUACUGCAGAAGUAGUAGGUCAGGCAUCAGUGCAUCACCAUCUUCACACUCCAUCCUCACCUCAGGUUGUAGCUCUCCAAGCAAACUUCCCCAGCGUCACACUGAAACCUGCAGACACGGAACUGACAGAAGCCUCAGAGGCCGGUGAGGAAGUUCAAUCUACUCCAAGCACGGAGCAGGCUCCAGCGCAGCCUCUGGAGCAUCCUGAGGAAGUGGGACUCCCCUCAACCCAACAACAGGCCCCAGUGCAGACUCCAGAAUUCCCUGGGAAGGUGGAAUCUUGGACUCAAGAGGGUCUAGCUCAGACUUCAGAGCUCCCUGAGGAGACAGUUCCAACAUUAGGUCCGGAUCAAAAUCAACCUCCACUAUCACCCAGUGUUUCAAAUCAACCUUUAGACCUGGCACUUACCAUUACUACAGAACCUACUACAGAGGCUGAGCAUCCUACAGAACUGAGCAAGACUACAGCUCCAUCUCCAAACCUGACUCCAGUCACAACUCAACAUUUGGACCUGGGACUUACCAUAACUCCAGAAACCAGUAGUAUGGUGACUGAACCCUCUACAGACAAGCAGGAGACCUCAAGUCAACCUCCCAAGGAGGGUGUAACCCAAUCUCCAACACAUCAAGAGGUGACAGUUCCAACACUGGGUCAUAAUCAAGCUCAAUUUCCAACAUUGCCUACUAAUAUCACAGUUCAGCCUUUGGACACAAUGCUUACCAUAAAUGCAAAGCAUACCAGGAAGGCUGAACAUUCUACAGCCCUAAAGAGGACUAAAGUACCUCCCGUGCACCAUGAGGAGGUACUUUCACAACCAGACCAGGUUCAGGUGCAGCAUCCAACCCUGACAGAAGUCACAGUUCAACCUUUUGAUGUAGAACUUACCCUAACUCCAGAAUCCAUUGUGGAGGGUGAACCACUUCCAACCACCCAGGAGACUUCAGGGCAGCGUCCAGGGCCACAAAAUGAAGCAGUCUAUCAGCCUCCAGUUUAUUAUGAGAUGGUAGUUCCAAAACCAAGUCAAGAUCAAAUUCCGCAUCCAAUGUCACCCAGUGCCACAGCUGAACCUUCAAAGCUAGAGCCAACCAUAACUCAGGUACCCACUACACAGGAUGGACAUUCUACAGCCUUGAAGCCUAUAUCUCCUCCUCCUUAUCCAAUGUACCCUGAGGUGACAUUUUCACCUCCAGUCCAGAUUCAGACUCAGCAUACAAACCUGCCUCAAGUCACAGUUAAGCCUCGGGACCUGGAAAUUACCCAAACUCCACAACGUACUACAGAGGUUAAACCUUCUACUACCACGCAAAUGACCCUAACUCCUUCUACAGAGCCACUAAAGGAGCUCGUACCUCAAUCCCCAGGGGACAAUGAGAUGAAAGUUCCAACAGCAGGUCAGCAUCAAGCUCAGCACCCACUAUCACCCAGUGUCAUAGCUCAGCCUUCCAAAAUGGAGCUUACCAGAACUCUGAUACCCACUACAAAAGCUGGCCACUCUCCAUCCCUGAAGACUACAGAUCUACAUCCAAGCCAGGUUCAGACUCAGCACUCAACCCUAACUGAAGUCACAGAUCAGCCCCUGAAUGCGGCUGCCACCAUAAAUGUAUGUGAGCUCUGUUCCUGCAGAAAUGAGACACUUUCAUGCACUGGCCUCAGCCCAGUGCAGAAGCUUCACAAAGUUUCUGUACCAGAGCCCAACAGCUACAACGGCACCUUCAGCAUAUUAAAUUUCCAAGGAAACUCAAUUUCUUUCAUUGAUGAAAAUGUAUGGAAAGCAUACCAUUGGGCUGAGACACUAAUCCUCAGUGAAAAUAACUUGACUGAAUUACAUAAGGACUCAUUUGAAGGCCUGCUAUCGCUCCAACACUUAGAUUUAUCCUGCAAUAAAAUAGAGUUUAUCGAAAGACGUGCAUUUGAGUCACUCCCUUUUCUGCAGUCUGUAAAUCUUGGUUGCAAUUUACUGACAGAACUGAGCUUUGGGACAUUUCAGGCGUGGCAUGGAAUGCAGUUUUUGCACAGUGUAAAUCUCAAUCGUAAUCCUCUGACAAAUGUUGAAGACUCAUAUCUUUUUAAACUGCCAGCAUUAAAAUAUCUAGACUUGGGAGCAACACAAGUAUCACUUACCACAGUUGAGAACAUCCUCAUGAUGACUCUUCAAUUGGAAAAACUGAUCUUACCUAGCCAUAUGGCCUGCUGCCUCUGCCAAUUUAAACAUACUAUCGAGGUUGUCUGCAAGACCAUCAAGCUUCAUUGUGACAAUGAAUGCCUGGCAAAUACCACACAUUGCCUUGAAGAAGCAUCCAUAGGGAACCCAAAGGGGGCAUUCAUGAAGAUAUUGCAAGCCCGGAAGAACAACACCAGCAAGGAGCUGACUAUUGAGCCAGAGAACCCAGUAUCAGAGAGAAACAGCGUGGACUUCCCAGGUCGCAUGAGUGAACAGCCGGUCCCGUCACAGGAGAACAGCCUGGCAACCACGCCAAGUGUGGGGUACAGGCUGCAGAGAGUGAACAAAGUCAUCAAGGGGCCAAAGGGCUUACGGAAAAGGCACCACCAGGAGAUGAGGAAGAAGAGACUCGGGAGGAGACAGGGCACCUGGCCCUUUGCGGAGAGCAUCGGGGGAAGAAGGCUUGGGAGAGCAGGCUCCAGGGAGCUGAAGGAGCUUCAAGUGGCUCAGAGGCCAAGGGAGUUACUCAGAAACUCCUUGCACAUGGAGCGCUUGCUCAGAAAGGAACAUGAGGCUGCAGCCUCCUCUUUGCUGAAGAAACACAUCCUGGGCAGGUCUUUUACAGAUUCUGCUGGGACCGAGUUCAACCUAAUGCCGACUGUGGACCAAACCAAGGAAACACAGUGGGAAUACCCCAGCGAGGGCACUGAAGCCCCCACCACACCUGCAGGCUUCACCUACCCCGUGAUGCUGUCCCAGGGGGAACAGUUUGAAAUUCAGCUGAAUCAGCAGCUACAGCCCCUCAUCCCCAACACUGACGUGAGAAGGCUCAUUUCUCACGUCAUCCACACUCUGAAAAUGGACUGCUCUGAGGCCCAGGUGCAACUGCCCUGUGCCAAGCUCAUCUCCAAAACAGGCAUCCUGAUGAAGCUCCUCAGUGAGCAGCAGGAAGAAAAGAUAGCCAAGGAAGAAUGGGAUACAGAGCAGUGGAGGACUGAGACCUAUAUCAAUGAGAGUACAGAAGCCCCGAGUGGACAGAAAGAGCAGGAGUCGAGUAAGCUCGCAAAAGGAGCUCAAGAUCACGGCUGUCACAACAAGCUCAUCGUGGCAAUACCUGUGAUGGCAGAGCUCACGAUGCUGGUUAUCAUCCUCUGUCUCAUUAAGCACAUUCCACAGAUAUUUUAUAGGAACCCCACUCAUGGAAAAUCUCUGUGCAACUGGAACCAAGAUAACAAGGGACUGGACAUUUGGAGAGGUUAA
This is a messenger RNA of Lepus europaeus (European hare), 4416 nucleotides long. Its product is annotated as leucine-rich repeat-containing protein 37A3-like. NCBI's taxonomy places the organism in Eukaryota, Metazoa, Chordata, Mammalia, Lagomorpha, Leporidae. Gene Ontology annotation, molecular function: protein binding. The record is from RefSeq and is a predicted model, not a curated record. The coding region runs from base 1 to 4416 and encodes 1471 amino acids. The transcript is spliced from 11 exons.